UAGCAAAAUUACGCGUCCGCCGAUUAAUUUCGUUCCGCUAGCCAAUAAAUUCGAUCCAGCAAUGUACCUUCUACGAAGCGCACUAGUGGUUCUGGUGGUUGCGUUGGCAGCGACUACCGCAGCCAGCACCAGAGAGGAAGAGCAAAUGAUCAACCUGAUCGACGAAAUCGACAGCGAGUCCAGCUUCCCGCUGUUCGGCGGACUGAGCUUGGAACGGGACGAAUCGGCCGAUGGACGGUCCUUCGCAGCCACCGGAGAAGAGUUGGCAGAUCGUGCCGUGCGGUAUCUGAACGGUCACAGUGUUAAGUUCAGCAUUCCUGCCGGCGAUGAAAGCGAGGGUCGUCAGAUGGAAGCUCGUAGCAGCCGUCUGAAGAAAGUGUUCCUCCCGCUGCUGCUCGCACUGAAGCUGAAGAUGUCGAUCGUCUUACCAAUCCUGCUCACCAUCAUCAAGCUCAUCUCGCUCAAGGGACUGAUCGCCGGACUGUUGGCACUGAAAUUCUCCAUUUUCACCUUCCUAAAGGAUCUGUUCAACAAGAAACAGGAACGUGUGACCACCGCCUACAUUACCAGUGCUCAGCCGGUGAAUGCCGAGAUUGUGCACCAGGACUGGCACCGCAAUGGACAGGCUUCGUCCCAGGAAUUGGCCUACGGUGCUUACAAUCCUUACGCUACCCUGCAGUAAUGAACUUAGGUUGGCACGAAGCUAAUUAAUCCUAUUAGUAAACCAAAAACGACCUGCACCUGACCGCCGUCUGUUCAACACACGAUAGUUUAUUUAUUUAAUUUAUUACAUUUCAUCCGUCGUUUCUG
Messenger RNA from Topomyia yanbarensis, 810 nucleotides. RefSeq lists its product as uncharacterized. Bases 62 to 682 code for a protein of 206 amino acids. Lineage: Eukaryota; Metazoa; Arthropoda; Insecta; Diptera; Culicidae. The record is from RefSeq and is a predicted model, not a curated record. The transcript is spliced from 3 exons.